UAGGCCUGUUUGGCUGGUGGGCAGCUGUGCAGUUGAUCCAGUGGAGAAAGUCCAUCUGGGAUGAAGGUAAAGCAGCAGGUCGUUUAUUCUGGUUCAUCCUUCUGUAGGUGGUGCUUUGUUUUCCCCCCUCACAGUGUUCAUUAACGCUGGGUCAGCUGAACUGAGCACAGAGCAGACGCCACUGUCUUUGCUGCCAUGCUAAGCUACAUAACGACGCUGUUCAACGUGCACUGGCAGGGACCACUAUCAGAGCUCCGGGGGGCGGCGAGGGGGGGGUGCACACCUCAUUUCCGUUUGCACUCGGCCACAUCCGAUCAACCUGCACGCUGAAGCCUCUCCUGCGGAGCUGAUGGAGGCAGAAAUCACGCAGCUCUCUCAGCAGCCCGAGGACCUCCACCCCAGCAUAGCGGACUACAGGAAACUCACCCACCUGCACUGCAUGAACGGAGGAUACCAGCUCCACAUUCUGCCCGACGGAGCAGUGGGAGGAACCAGGGAUGAGAACGACCCCCACAGUGUAUUGCGGAUCAAAGCUGUGAGUCCUGGAGUGGUGGUCAUUGAGGGCAUAGAGGCCGGACGUUUCCUCUCUAUGAGCGAGGAUGGCACACUGAAUGGCUCCUUGUCAGUAACAGAUGAAAGUUACUUCUUGGAAAAAAUAGAGGAGAACCACUACAACACGUACCGCUCACAGAAGCAUGGCCCAAACUGGUACGUAGGAAUAAAAAAGAAUGGAAAACCGAAAAACGGCUCGAGGACUCACAUCGGACAGAAGGCCAUUUUCUUCCUCCCUCGACGGUUGGACCAAACGAAAGACUGAGGCCCAACACUCACAGGCUAAUGAGUAGCAAUUCCACUACAGUGUUUACUGUACGAGUACAUGAACCCAGCGAGCUUCAGUCUCACAACAUACACAGAGCACUUCAUUUACUACACUUACAGCAUUCCAGAGGCAUGUGGACACACCGUCUUUAGUGCAGUUUCUUCUUAUUCAUAUUAACAUUGUCGUAACAAAAUGUUUGAUGUAUUUAAAAUCAAGCCUUAGACUGAAAUAGCAAGCUAUUAGACAGAUAUAUGAUCUGCUGCUUCCAGACUUUUGAAUGUAUGCCAAGCUAAACCUCACUGAAAAUGAUCUACUUGUAUUUACUGUGAUGGGGAGAAAGUUACUCCCUCGAUUUUAACUUCAGUUUACAUGUUUUGAGUCUUGUUCUUAUAAACCUGCACUUUUAUUUUAAGCCUAAACUUAAUUUAUAGAAUAGGUACCUGAUGAAAUAUAAUAAACCCUCACUGAUAUCA
Messenger RNA from Pygocentrus nattereri (red-bellied piranha), 1293 nucleotides. RefSeq names its product fibroblast growth factor 1a (gene fgf1a). Bases 350 to 817 code for a protein of 155 amino acids. Gene Ontology annotation, biological process: cell differentiation; fibroblast growth factor receptor signaling pathway; positive regulation of cell population proliferation. Gene Ontology annotation, cellular component: cytoplasm. Gene Ontology annotation, molecular function: fibroblast growth factor receptor binding; growth factor activity. The record is from RefSeq and is a predicted model, not a curated record. The transcript has 3 exons. Lineage: Eukaryota; Metazoa; Chordata; Actinopteri; Characiformes; Serrasalmidae.